Molecule: messenger RNA, 1542 nt
Organism: Ostrinia furnacalis (Asian corn borer)
Lineage: Eukaryota; Metazoa; Arthropoda; Insecta; Lepidoptera; Crambidae
Product: GTPase-activating protein CdGAPr-like
Exons: 7
Coding region: 670-1527 (285 amino acids)
Biological process (GO): small GTPase-mediated signal transduction
Molecular function (GO): GTPase activator activity
Source: RefSeq, a predicted model, not a curated record
GGCGUCCGUCGCUGUCAAAUCGAAUUAGCGUUUUGAGUUACGAUUCGCGAAUAUUUCACGAGAAAAAGCUUUUUGCUGAAUUAGUUUCGCGUUAUUACAUUGAUUUGUUAACGUCACAAGUGAUAUCGAACACGAAACGAAGCUUGGGACUCAAUAACUUAGCUCGGUCGGAGUUAUCCUGCAGUCAUAGCAGGGGGACAGACAUCUAUUUUUGUUUUGUAGCCCAGUUUUAAUGUAAAUAUUGUUUUUACUGUCGCAAUGCUGCAGCGGUCUGGUUUUCAUUUUUUUCAUUUGCAUCCAGCCAGUUAACCGUUGGACCGGAAAGUUGCGAUUCUAUGCUGAAACUCUUUCGAAAUAUUUCGCCAGUGCUUCAAAAACAUUCAGUCCAAAAUGAGAUCGAUAGCGAAAACACGAGUGUUCUAUUAAAAAGUAAACAAAAAAAAGUUUAGUGUCAGUGCAAAUUCAAAAUUCAAAUUUGGAAUUUUCUAAAUUGAAUAACUAGUGAAGUGCAUUGUGUUAAAAUUGGAUAAAAAAAUAACUAAAUGGCAUUUUUGAAAGUGAAAUUGCUAUAUUUUAGUGUUUACCGACCAUGAGAAGGGUGUUCGGCGUAUGCUCCGAUGGAUGGAUGCUCUGUGGUCACAAUGUGAGCAGUUAGACCUAGCGGCAUAGAUGUUGUCUGGCUCCCCUCACGGUUCGGUGAUGUCGUGUCAGUCGCUCGCAGCGCGGGCGUUCGCCGAGCCGGAGCGAGACAGCAUGACGCACAGCGCAGGCUUCCACAGAUCAGUCAGAUUCAGCUCGGAGUCAAGGAGUUCAACCAGAGCGUCCACCGAGCAAGAAUGUAAGCGAGAAACACCUGGCUCAAUAUCCCUGACGGCGUUGACCAUGACGCCGGUGACGUCACAGACAUCAGCCAUGAGCCAGUCGGCGCCGCCCGCGUCUGCUACCUUCGAUUUGACUGACAACCCCGCGCCGCCGCCUUCCUGUCGUUUCCCGAAACUAGAAGAGUGCGCUCAUUUCCACUACGAGAGGGUGUCGCUCGGAGGACUGAGCAUCGAGACCGUGCCUUGCGAGGACUCCGACCCGGGGGAAGGUUGGAUCUGCCUCAAAGUGCGUUCGCACGUGACGUCAUCGGACGAGUCGGCGCGACCUCUAUCGACAAGCUGGAGCGCUUCCGGUGACGUCUGCGAAUGGACCCUCACACGCAGUCGCACGCACUUCCGGCAACUCGACACUAUGCUGCACAGAUGCAUAUACGACCGCAAAGUGUCCGGCCUCCCCAACCUGUCCGAGGAGCUUUCGAGCGAGGACGACGAGCACUACCACCGGCUCAUAGCGCACUACGCGCACCACCUGUCCAUCAUCGCCGACGACUCGCUCAACUGCGGGCCCGUGCUCAACUGGCUGCAGAUGGACAAUAAGGGUGAGGACCUUAACGUUAUUGGAAUAGGAGCGAUACUCGCACGGUCUACCAAGCGGAGGCAGCGAUACCUCUUGGCUAUCUCUGGGCGCCUGAUACUUUGUGUCUAGAAUAGGGGCGAUAUU